Messenger RNA from Arachis ipaensis, 1425 nucleotides. The record is from RefSeq and is a predicted model, not a curated record. Lineage: Eukaryota; Viridiplantae; Streptophyta; Magnoliopsida; Fabales; Fabaceae.
AAGUAGGAGCUUGAGGAAUGUCGGGAGAUAUUUAAAAUUAGUAAAUUACUUUGGAACCUGAAAAACCCCUUGCAAGUUGCGUUAGCUGCAAUGGAGGGAACCUUGCUACCCCUAUCCUCUCCAACCCCUACCAAACCGAACAAUAACUUCAUUCUCUUCCAACGCUUCACUUUCCCUUCUUCACUUAAUCACUUCCAAAAAACCCUCUCCACUCCCAAACGCACCGUCUUGACAGCUUCCUCUCGAAACUCACACCGUAGCUCUGCACUCGCUCUCCACGAAACCGCAUCCGUUUCGGAGAAAACCGACGCCUCUUCCUUUGCCGCUUCCGCUUUGCCCAAAAUCGACAAGACCGGCAGGUUCUGCAGCCCCAGAGCCGCCAGAGAACUUGCUCUGUCUAUAAUUUAUGCUUCUUGCUUGGAAGGUUUGGACCCGGUUCGAUUGUUCGAGAAACGGAUGAAUGAGCGGCGAGGUAACGGUUGGCGUUUUGUUUGGUUUGAAGUUGGGACCUUGAAUUAUGGUUAUGUCAUGUGGUUGAGUAUUGUGAGUGGAAUGUGUUUGUUUUUUAACUUUUGGUUGGUUUCAGAACCCGGUUAUGACUUUGACAAGGAGAAGUUGUUGAAGUAUAAUCAUAUGAGUUUUGGAGGGCCACCUGUUACUGUUGAAUCUGUUGAAGAAGAGAAUGAAUUGCUAAGUGACAUUGAGAAGGAGUCUGCUGUUGAAGCUGAAGUCCUUGCAGCUCCUCCAAAGCUAGUAUACAACAAACUGAUAUUGAGGUUCACUAGGAAAUUAUUAGUUGCAGCGAGGGAUAGAUGGGAUGCUAAUGUUGAUGUCAUUAACGAAAUUGUCCCACAAAAUUGGAAGAACGAACCAGCAGGCAGGAUUUUAGAGCUUUCUAUUCUUCAUUUGGCAAUGUCUGAAAUGACGGUGCUCGAUACAAGACACCAAAUUGUCAUCAAUGAGGCUGUGGAUCUUGCUAAACGGUUUUGUGAUGGAGCAGCCCCUCGUAUCAUAAACGGUUGCCUCCGUACAUUUGUCCAAGGCCUAGAGCUCGGGGCAUCAGAAACCGAGUUUAGUUGAUUUCUAUGGAUAUUUCAUAUUUAUGUGUUCAUUGCCUUCCGUUUCUUGAAACUCCCAGUAUAGAUUCAAGGGAAAAUUGAUCACCCAUGGUUGGAUACAGUUAUGUUGAAGCAUUAUGUAUGGGUUGGUAUCGGUUACGGAAGGCAAUGUUUGAAGCAGGUGACUAGGUGUUAUAUUUGAUACAGUUCACAUGACUUUGAAAUGUUGUAUCAUGUGUAGUGUAUGUUAUUUUAAUAUUUUUGUUGUCCAAUUGUAAUAAUAAUUUUAUAAUUUGUUUAAGUUAGAUGAAUUGAUUAUCUCAUGGGAUUUCAACAGAUGUAUAAAAUUUUUUGUUAAUUAAUAAAA